Messenger RNA from Pochonia chlamydosporia 170, 390 nucleotides. RefSeq lists its product as hypothetical. The transcript has a single exon. Bases 1 to 390 code for a protein of 129 amino acids. Lineage: Eukaryota; Fungi; Ascomycota; Sordariomycetes; Hypocreales; Clavicipitaceae. The record is from RefSeq and is a predicted model, not a curated record.
AUGUUUCAGCAAUUCCAGUUCCGUCAUAUCCCCGCGCUGAUUGCCGGUUCCACUAUGGCAUUCGGUGGUUUAUGGCCCAUGUUUAAUGCUCGCGCCGCGAUGCUCGAGUUCGGUCUGCCGCCUCGUGUUGCCAACACGCCUGCUGCAGCGCCAGUGAUGAUUGUUGGCAAUGUGCGCACCACAAUCAUUGGCACGUUGAUACUUCUGUUUUACUUUCGCCAACAACUGGAUGUCGUCGACACGUUUUUGGCUGUUACUGGCGCGUAUGCUGGCUUGGUGGAUAGUUAUGUUGUCUGGAAAGAGGGCAGUCCUUCUAAGGCAACGUUUCGCUUGAUAAGUUCAUGGUUGAUCGCGGCUUGGGGUAUUUUUGGAAUGACGGCUGGCCGUUGA